AUAUUAGGUUGACUAAGUGCAGCAGAGUGUAAUAUUAUAUAAGUAUGUAAAUUUUAACAAAUUUUUACACUUAGAUUAGGGUGGCAAACAUGCUCAAAUCCAAGUUUUGUAACCUGUGAUUUGAGAGUGGGCGUGCUAAGAACCAGACCAAUAUGCUUUCCUGUUGUUAUUCCAGCAUAUUUAGAUGAAUGGCGAAUGAAUUUAUUGACAAUUUUGAAAUAAAUUUCUAUGUUUGAAUGCAAGCAAAAUGUUAACAUCUAAAGUGUUGAUGGUAAAAACAAGAUCUGGAAAGAUUCUGAAAAUAAUAAGGGAACAUUAUUUAAGAGAUGAUAUUAAAAAUGGUCUUGAAUUAAAAGAUGAAAAGUCGAUGGAUGAACAUCCUUCUCUCGUCAAUAACCUCGUCAAUGUGGAACAUAUUCUAGUUGUUGAUACCAAUGUUGUCCUAAAGCAAAUCGAUGUAUUACAUCAUCCCGCUAUCAAAAAUGUUAUUGUUUUGCAAACUGUAUUACGAGAGGUGAGACGUAGAUCUUCACCGGUAUACAAAAAAUUGAGGACAUUGAUUGAAAAUCCGGAUAAAAAGUUUUUUGUUUUUACAAACGAACAUUCCAUUGAUACUUGGGUUGAAAGAGAGCGCGGAGAGUCUAGUAACGAUUGGAAUGAUCGACUAAUUCGAACCGCAACAUCUUUUUAUGAUAAAUGCUUGGAGGAACGUAAACAGAAAGCGGUUCUUGUUACAAAUGAUCGAGCUAAUAAAGAUCUUGCAAUUAAGGGUGGAUUGUUAUCUUUCACUAUGGAAGAGUAUGUUAAAAAUAUUGUUGGAUUUCCUGAACUUAUUGAUAAGUUAGCAAAGGAAGCAGACGAGAGCAUUGAAGUUGAUAAAUCAAUUUCAUACCCCCAGCAUUUGCCAUUAUCCAAGUUACAAAUGGGGAUAAAACAUGGAAAAUAUCGCCAAGGAAAAAUUAACAUCAGUCGAGAUAACUAUCUGGAGGGUCACAUACAAAUGUCCGGGGAUGAUGAAACUAGUAUACUUAUACAAGGGAGAAUAAAUUUGAACCGUGCUGUGCAUCAGGACAUUGUCGCUGUUGAAAUAUUGCCCGAAAAAGAAUGGUCAAUGCCAAGUGAUGUGGUGCUUGAUAUUGAAAUGCAGCCAGGUGCAGAUACUGAUGCAAGAGAAAAGAAUGUAAAUAAUACAAAUGAAAAUCAAGCAACUAAAAAACGAACUGGAAAAGUUAUUGGCAUUAUAAAACGAAACUGGAGACCAUAUUGUGGUAUUUUAGAAGAUUCUGGAAAUAAAGAUAUGACCAGACAUCUGUUUUCUCCCGCCGAUAGAAGGAUACCAAGAGUACGUGUAGAAACAAGACAAGCGGCAAAGCUAGUGGGACAAAGAAUCAUUGUCGCAAUCGAUAGUUGGGGAAGAUUUUCAAAAUAUCCUCAAGGACACUUCGUUCGUGCUUUGGGUGGAGUUGGAGAAAAAGAUACGGAAAAUGAAGUUUUAUUAUUAGAACAUGAUAUUCCACAUGAGCCUUUCUCAAAAGCUGUUCUUAAAUGUUUGCCCCAACCUGAUUGGUCAAUUCCUGAGACUGAAAUAAAGAAACGUAAAGAUCUACGUUACUUACCAAUCUGCAGUGUAGAUCCUCCUGGCUGUACUGAUAUUGAUGAUUGCUUACAUUACAGAGAAUUAGAAAAUGAGCCCGAUUUGUGUGAAGUUGGUGUACAUAUUGCAGACGUUAGUUAUUUUAUUCGACCUGGAACUGCUUUGGAUGAGGAAUCAAAAGCCAGAGGAACAACAGUGUAUUUGUGUGAUAAAAGAAUUGAUAUGGUGCCUGAUGUUUUAUCGUCCAAUUUAUGCUCUUUACGUGAUGAUGGUGACCGGUUGGCCUUUUCUUGUAUCUGGAAAUUGAACAAAAAUGCAGAAAUUGUGGAAACUUCUUUUUGCAAAUCAAUUAUUCGCUCUAGAAAAUCGCUUACUUAUGCAGAAGCCCAGAUGAUGAUAGAUGAUAAAUCAAUGAAUGAUGAUGUCACAAUUGGUUUACGAGGCCUGAAUAUGCUUGCAAAAAUCUUGAAAAAGCGUAGAAUCGACAAUGGUGCUUUGAGUCUCGCAUCUCCUGAAGUUAGAUUUCACAUUGAUAGUGAGACUCAUGAUCCUAUAGAUCUACAAACAAAAGAACUUAAAGACACCAACUCUAUGGUGGAGGAAUUCAUGCUUCUGGCAAAUUGUUCUGUCGCCAAGUACACCGAAUCUGAAUUUCCUGAUUGUGCUAUUUUAAGAAAACAUCCUACACCACCACAGUCCAAUUAUGAUAUGCUAAUUAAUGCGGCCAAGUCUAGAGGUGUUAACAUUGAAACUGAUACAUCACUUGACCUUGCUCGUUCUUUGGAUGAUGCUCAUAUUCCAGGUAAUCCAUAUAUUCAGACCUUAUUGAGAAUCAUUGCUACUAGAUGUAUGCUUCAAGCAGUGUAUUUCUGCAGUGGAAUGGACUCUGAUUAUCUUCAUUACGGACUCGCAGCACCAAUUUAUACUCAUUUUACUUCUCCUAUUAGAAGAUAUUCUGACAUAUUGGCGCAUAGGUUAUUGGCCGCAGCAAUUGGAGAUGACAUGACUUUUCCAGCCCUUUUGGAUAAACACGAGCAACAAAGGGUUUGUGACAACUUGAAUUUCAGACAUAGAAUGGCACAAUAUGCUCAACGUGCUUCUGUUGCUUUGCAUACUCAGUUGUUCUUCAGAGAGAAAGUUGUCAAUGAGGAAGGAUUCAUUAUUGCCGUAAAAAAGAAUGCCGUUCAAGUAUUGAUACCCAAAUAUGGUUUAGAAGGGACUGUUUUCCUGGAUCGUACAAUAGAUGGGACAGUGGUUCCAGCUGAUCAAAUGACUUAUACAGAGGAUGAAUGCAAAAUUGCAAUACGAGGAAGAAUCAUGCAAGUAUUUGACGCAGUCACUGUUGAAAUUUCGCAUGACAAAUCAAAUAUACAAAGACAAAGAAUUGUUAUGAAAUUAGUUUCCCCCACAAUCGCACAGAUAAGCGUUCCUCUGCUUAAAGCUGAGGAGAAUGCAGCGAAGCGUAUGAAGAUGGAUGAAUAAACAUGAACCUUUGCUUAGUUUAGUAUUUUGUAUGGUCCAUGAAUUUUUGUCUACAAAUAGAACAUAUGAAUUUUUCAUGCCAUUUUCCUUAUUAGCGUCAUAUAUUUUGAUUGACCGUGCAUACUGAACUCUCCCAUCAAUUGCUGCCUUUAUAAUGUUCCUUAUUUUUCUUUUCUUUUUAUCAAAUAGCUUAGAUUUUGUAGUGCUGAUCAAAACCUUUUUAUGCACAUAUUCAAAGAUCAGUAGUCAUGGGGAAUGUAAUGGCAUCAGCCGCACCUACUCCACCUAUAGCUCCAGCCCCCACACCAAUCCAAGUAA
This is a messenger RNA of Styela clava, 3394 nucleotides long. Lineage: Eukaryota; Metazoa; Chordata; Ascidiacea; Stolidobranchia; Styelidae. The record is from RefSeq and is a predicted model, not a curated record.